This is a messenger RNA of Rubroshorea leprosula, 1508 nucleotides long. Lineage: Eukaryota; Viridiplantae; Streptophyta; Magnoliopsida; Malvales; Dipterocarpaceae. The record is from the annotation of a GenBank genome assembly.
AAAACCCUACUACCUCGGCUGCAACUGCAUGUCAAAGUACACAAGAGCAAGUGCCAGACCCUCCAGAACUCUGACCCAAAUGACCACCAUAACGGAAUCUGAUGUGGGUAUCCUCUGCUUCAUCUCCCAGCUCGCUGGUUUUCGCGGCAUCCUUAAACAAAGGUACUCUGAUUUCAUUGUCAAUGAAGUAGAUACUGAUGGGAAUGUUGUUCAUUUGACCUCCUUAGAUGCUCCUCCUGAGGUUAUUAAGGAUGAUGAAAUAAAGAUAUCUGAUCAAAUUAGCAGAAGUUUUUCUUCUGAAAUUGAAUUGUUCAGAUCCCUUGCUGGUGACACCAAUGCGGACCAGCUAGAAGCUUUCUUAAAUCAAAUUACUUCAGGACAUGGAGAUGAUAUUUCACCUAUCACUCUGUCUCCAGAUUCUGAUAAAUCUCAUAGAACGGCAAUGCAUAAUUUCUUCAAAGAAAACUUCAGAUUCCUUGUCACUGACACUGUUGAUGGACCUGAUUCUUCAUCAAAAUGCAUUCGUGUGAGAUUAAAUUCGGGGAGUAACAACAAUGGAAGAAAUUCAAAGAAACGAAAAGAGAGAGGCAGUAAGCCUUAUGAUAGCAGAGGUUUUGGUAAUUGGCCAGAGCACCUUGGCAAGUUUCUUAGGUUUCAUCUUUACAAGGAGAACAAAGACACACAAGAAGCCUUAGGGCUGAUUGGAAAAAUGCUGGGCAUCCAGCCAAGGUCAUUUGGUUUUGCCGGUACAAAAGAUAAGCGGUCAGUUUCAACUCAGAGGGUGACUGUGUUCAAACAGCAUGCAAGUAGAUUAGCUGCAUUGAAUGAAAGAUUAAUUGGUAUCAAAGUGGGAGACUUCUGCUAUGCCAAUGAAGGUCUUCUACUUGGUCAGCUCCUAGGAAACCGCUUCACAAUCACAUUACGAGGAGUUGUUUCAGAUUCUGAAGACACCAUCAGAGGAUCAGCAGAUUCCCUUGGAAAGCAUGGGUUUAUCAAUUACUUUGGUUUACAACGUUUUGGAAGUGGUUCUGUGCCAACUCAUCUUAUUGGAGCUAUAUUACUGCGAGGGGAGUGGAAAGCUGCCAUUAACAUGAUUCUUGAUCCAAGAGAAGGGGAUAUCCUUUAAUAUAUAUAUUUUUUCUUUUUUUAGAGUUUUGUUUUUGUAUUAUUGAUUAAUUAAAGGGUUUGCAGGAUUUGGCUCUAAUAUACUAUUUUUAUUAUUAUGAUUAUUUAUUCUUAACUUAAAUCUUUAAAUACAAAGAAAUGUGAUUAGUAAGGUACGGGAGUAUUAUAAAGAAACUGGUGAUAUUGAUGGAACCCUUAGACAACUACCACGGCAUUUAGUUUCUGAAAGGGCUAUAUUGCAGUGUUUAAAGAAAUGCCCUGGGAACUACUUACAAGCCCUCAAAGCUAUUCCUAGAACUUUGAGAAUGAUGUAAGGGAUCGAACCAUGCCCCCUACUCUAGAAUGUCCUGUCUUGAGACGAUUGAUAAAUUUGCAUUAUUACC